AUGAAUCACUACGAUCCCAACACUUCCCUUAACCUAAGCUUAUCAUCUGGUCAGGAAAGACAGAUGAUAAACCUAGGCCUAGGGUUGCCGGACUGGUCGAACCCGCUGCGGGUGUUCUCGUGCAACUACUGCAGGAGGAAGUUCCACAGCUCACAAGCUCUUGGAGGGCAUCAGAAUGCCCACAAAUUGGAGAGAACCCUAGCCAAGAAGAGCCGAGAGUUUAGCUCCGCGGUCCGGUCGCACUCUGGUCCGACCCGCGAGGAUCAGAAUGUUCGUAUUUGUGGUCGUGGUCGCGAUCAGGAUGAAUUUAGCCAGCUCGAUUUGUCUUUGAGGCUUUGA
Messenger RNA from Salvia splendens (bonfire salvia), 339 nucleotides. Its product is annotated as zinc finger protein 2. NCBI's taxonomy places the organism in Eukaryota, Viridiplantae, Streptophyta, Magnoliopsida, Lamiales, Lamiaceae. The coding region runs from base 1 to 339 and encodes 112 amino acids. Gene Ontology annotation, biological process: negative regulation of abscisic acid-activated signaling pathway. The transcript has a single exon. The record is from RefSeq and is a predicted model, not a curated record.